This is a messenger RNA of Hevea brasiliensis (rubber tree), 2190 nucleotides long. Its product is annotated as pre-mRNA-processing factor 19 homolog 1. Gene Ontology annotation, biological process: mRNA splicing, via spliceosome; DNA repair; protein ubiquitination. The transcript is spliced from 18 exons. Bases 155 to 1738 code for a protein of 527 amino acids. Gene Ontology annotation, molecular function: protein binding; ubiquitin protein ligase activity. The record is from RefSeq and is a predicted model, not a curated record. Lineage: Eukaryota; Viridiplantae; Streptophyta; Magnoliopsida; Malpighiales; Euphorbiaceae. Gene Ontology annotation, cellular component: Prp19 complex; cytoplasm; U2-type catalytic step 1 spliceosome.
UGCUUUUUAUUUCUUUGGCACUAAUUUCGUAUCUCUUUCCCUCUUCGCUUUAGCUGCUGCUGCUGCUGCUUCCAGUGCUGCUUAAUUUCACAAAUCAUUAGCUCCUGCUUGUGAACGGUAGUAGCCCAACACAGAAAACCUAGCUUUCUUCAUAAUGCACUGCUCAAUCUCCGGCGAGGUGCCGGAAGAGCCCGUGGUCUCGAAGAAGUCUGGGCUUUUAUAUGAGAAGCGUUUAAUCGAGAGGCACAUAUCCGAUUAUGGAAAAUGCCCAAUUACUGGGGAACCACUUACAAUGGAUGACAUUGUUCCGGUCAAAACAGGCAAGAUUGUGAAACCAAGAACUGUGCAGACUGCUAGCAUCCCUGGGAUGCUUGGAAUGUUCCAGAAUGAAUGGGAUGGUCUGAUGCUUUCUAAUUUUGCUUUGGAGCAACAACUACAUACUGCAAGGCAAGAGCUAAGCCAUGCAUUAUACCAGCAUGAUGCUGCUUGCCGAGUGAUUGCAAGGCUUAAAAAGGAAAGGGAUGAAGCAAGGCUAUUACUUGCACAAGCUGAGAGGCAAAUGCCUAUGUUAGCAACAGCAGCUGCUACAGCUAAUGCCUCUGCUCUUAGCAAUGGAAAAAGAGCUGCUGAGGACGGUGAUUUGGGGCCACCUGGAAAGAGAGCACAUGCUGGAAUUUCUGACAUCAUUACUAAGUUAACAGACUGUAAUGCGGCUCUUUCACAACAGCGGAAAAAGCGGCAGAUUCCUCCAACAUUGUCUCCUAUUGAUGCUUUAGAGAGGUACACACAGCUUUCCAGUCAUCCCCUUCACAAAACCAGCAAGCCAGGCAUUGUCUCUAUUGAUAUCCAUUACCCUAAGGACAUCAUUGCUACUGGAGGCGUUGAUUCCACUGCAGUACUUUUUGAUCGCCUAUCAGGACAGAUCCUAUCUACACUAAGUGGUCACUCAAAGAAGGUCACCAGUGUGAAAUUUGUUGCAGAGGGUGAUUUAUUUUUAACUGGAUCUGCAGACAAGACUGUUCGCAUAUGGCAAGGAUCUGAAGAUGGAAACUAUGACUGCAGACACAUCUUGAAGGAUCAUACUGCUGAGGUAAAUGCUGUCACUGUCCAUGCCACCAACGACUACUUUGUGACUGCUUCUCUCGAUAAUACAUGGUGCUUCUAUGAUCUCUCCUCUGGCUCAUGCUUGACACAGGUCUCUGACACUUCAAAAUCCGACACUUCUAAACCUGAGGGCUAUACAUCUGCAGCUUUUCAUCCUGAUGGUCUCAUCCUUGGAACAGGCACCUCAGAAGCCGUUGUUAAAAUUUGGGAUGUAAAAAGCCAGUUAAAUGUUGCAAAAUUUGAUGGACAUGUAGGAGCAGUGACUGCUAUAUCUUUCUCAGAAAAUGGUUACUUCCUAGCGACUGCAGCACAUGAUAGUGUUAAACUAUGGGAUCUGCGGAAAUUGAAGAACUUCCGGACACUCAAUCUUUAUGAUUCAGAUACACCAACAAACUCUGUGGAAUUUGACCACAGUGGCUGUUAUCUUGGAGUUGGAGGCUCAGAUAUAAGAGUUUUCCAAGUUGCCAGUGUGAAAGCAGAAUGGAAUUGCAUCAAAACUCUCCCUGAUUUGUCUGGCACAGGAAGAGCAACUUGUGUAAAAUUUGGUCCUGAUGCAAAAUACAUAGCAGUAGGAUCAAUGGAUCGCAACCUCCGUAUAUUUGGCCUGCCUGGGGAUGAUGGUCAAACAGAGUGAUGCAAUGUGUGCAAGUUGCUUGAUUUGGAAGUGGGCUCUUGAUAUUCCUUGAAGUUGCUUUUAUUGCUUCUGUUGGGCUGUACUGUUUUGGCUGAUGAAGCAAAUGGUAGAACUUGAUUUCUCAUCAAUUGUGCAGAGUUGACCCUUCACUCAAUUUUCUAUUAAUGAAGCCAUGUGACUAGGUGCAGGGUCACCUGGGAUUGAAGAAGUGAAAUUGAAUAGCUAGUCAGUCCUAUUGUAUUAAAUUGUCAUUGGGAUUUCCAGAAAAUAGACCUUGCAUUUGAUCUACACCUUGAGAUUUUGCUUGCUACUUCAAUUCAUAUCCUUCUAAAUUUGUAAUGUGCUUCUAUAGUUAAAUUUAUCCUUAUUGGUCGAUACACUAGCUUAUUGACAUCAACCUUUUGCAGUUUGGUUCGAUUACAUACGCAUUAUAAAGUGAGUUGUUUGUACUA